GGGCGCGUUCGGAGCCCCGCGCAGGCUCCCUGGGAGUCCGGGGGGGGGGUUGCUUGACGGCGGUGUCGCAAAGCGUCGCGCGUGUGGCGGGUCUGCGGGGACGAUGGGGUCGUGGAGCUCUCCCUCGUACCCGGCCUGGGUGGCCCGUCUGGCGCAGGCCAAGCGGCGAGGGGGGAAGCCGCCCCCCAUGAGGCCCUCCCGGCCGCUCGUGCUGGCCGACCACGUCUCCAACCGCCGCCGGAGCCUCGGAGAGGCCACCUGCAUCACGGAGAUGUCUCUGAUGAUGGCCUGCUGGAAGCAGAACGAGUUCAGCGACGUCACUUGCAGCAGGGAGAUCCAGGCCUUCCUGGACUGCGCAUCAAAAGCAGAAGGGGAGCGCAAGGCCAAACUCCUGCAAGAGUCCCUGGAUCGAUCAGGAACCCUCGGGGCAAAACAAAUCAACAGGCUUCUACAUCGUUUCCCCAACAUUACUGACUACCAUUAAAGGAAGACUCACUUCUGCAAAAGACUGGUCAUCAGUGGCUAAAACUGGGCCAUGUGCACAGGUUCCCCCUUGGCUUGUCCUUUUUUGCGGCGGCAUCCAAUGGGGUGUCAGUGAUGUCUUGCUGAGGAGGGUUUUGUCUGAGCGCUUCUGCUGGGAAGGAGGAAUUGCAGCUUCUGAAGAAAGACAUUCCCUCUAGCAGGAAACUUCCUCUGGGUUUGGGGGGCCAGCCCUGUGCCUAUUCUAUAGGAAGGGCAGGCUAUAAAUCGAAUAAAAUAAAUAAGUAGAGGAAUGUUUUCUUGAAACAUUGCUCAAAAAAGCUUUACAUCUGAGCCUUGUGUAUGAAAGUGUUUUCUAAUUAAAAUAGGAUGCGCUUCUGGGUUGUGAAUUGUA
This is a messenger RNA of Heteronotia binoei (common prickly gecko), 874 nucleotides long. It is a transcript of the gene CHCHD1, whose product is annotated as coiled-coil-helix-coiled-coil-helix domain containing 1. NCBI's taxonomy places the organism in Eukaryota, Metazoa, Chordata, Lepidosauria, Squamata, Gekkonidae. The record is from RefSeq and is a predicted model, not a curated record. Gene Ontology annotation, biological process: mitochondrial translation. Gene Ontology annotation, cellular component: nucleoplasm; mitochondrion; mitochondrial ribosome. Bases 104 to 484 code for a protein of 126 amino acids. Gene Ontology annotation, molecular function: RNA binding. The transcript is spliced from 3 exons.